Nymphaea colorata (pocket water lily) is the source of this 3333-nucleotide messenger RNA. Its product is annotated as probable inactive ATP-dependent zinc metalloprotease FTSHI 4, chloroplastic. Gene Ontology annotation, molecular function: ATP-dependent peptidase activity; ATP binding; ATP hydrolysis activity. Gene Ontology annotation, cellular component: chloroplast thylakoid. The record is from RefSeq and is a predicted model, not a curated record. The transcript has 17 exons. Bases 64 to 2673 code for a protein of 869 amino acids. Lineage: Eukaryota; Viridiplantae; Streptophyta; Magnoliopsida; Nymphaeales; Nymphaeaceae. Gene Ontology annotation, biological process: proteolysis.
GCGCGCUCUUCUGCUCAUGCUGGCGAGUUCUCUCCCUCUCUCGCUAGCUCUCUCUAGGAAGCCAUGAUUGUCGUCCUCGCGGGAGAAUCCUCGCUUUCUCCUUCACCUCUCCAUGCUCUCUCAAUUUCUCCGCGAUUCGGUACGUGGUUAUCGAUCAGAUGCAGGAGGAGAAGCAGUCGUCCACGUUGUCUAGGGUUCCAUAGAGCGGCCAUUUCCAAACCCUUAAUUCCGGGGUUUAAGCAUGCGUCGGUUACACAUUCCCGGCCGAAGGCGGGCAGAGAAGGAACGGAGACGUGGACUGCGGCAGUUUCCGAUUUCUCAGAUGUGGACGCGGUUGCGGAGAUCGCGGAGGGAGUCGAUGGCGAUACUGUGAAACUCGUCGAGAAACUGAAGGAUGGAGAGCAAGAAAAAUUGGUGAAUUUGCAGCGGAAAGCAGACAUACAGUUGGAUAGGAUGCUUACAAUGGCCUCAACUUGGAGUAGGGUUCUUCUGUCUCUACAGGGGAAGCUGAAAGGAACCCAGUGGGACCCGGAGAAUUCUCAUCGGAUUGACUAUAGUGAAUUUCGCAGGCUUCUUGACUCAAACCACGUGCAUUUCAUGGAGUACUCAAACUAUGGUCAGACGGUCUCAGUUAUUUUGCCAUAUUACAAAGAUGGGAAGCCUGAGGACACAAAAGAUGAUUCAAGGAGGGAGAUCAUAUUUCGACGACACGUGGUUGAUCGUAUGCCUAUUGAUUGCUGGAAUGAUGUGUGGAACAAGUUGCACCAACAACUUAUAAAUGUUGACGUUAUAAAUGUCAAUCCAGUUUCUGCUGAGGUUUAUUCCACAAUUGCUACUGCUGUCAUCUGGUCCAUGCGUCUCGCCCUUGCAAUUGGUUUAUACUUCGCUAUUGACAGAGUGAUGCAACCAAUCUAUACAAAGAUAAUACCCUGUGAUUUAGGAAAACCACCAGAAAAAGUUCCCCGGCCCCUUAAACGCCAUGCACUUGGUUCAUUAGGUAAAAGCAGGGCCAAAUUUAUUUCAGCAGAAGAAACUACAGGGGUUACAUUUGCUGACUUUGCUGGUCAGGAAUACAUAAAAAGAGAACUGCAGGAGAUUGUUAGAAUACUGAAAAAUGAAGGGGAAUAUCAGAGCAAAGGUAUUUAUUGUCCAAAGGGAGUGCUCCUUCAUGGACCUCCUGGGACUGGUAAAACACUACUGGCCAAAGCAAUUGCUGGUGAAUCAGGACUUCCUUUUUUUGCUGCAAAUGGCACAGAUUUUGUAGAGAUGUUUGUUGGUGUUGCAGCAGCUCGUGUCAAGGACCUCUUUGCUAGUGCACGAAGGUUUGCACCAUCCAUUAUAUUCAUUGAUGAGAUAGAUGCUAUUGGAGGAAAACGUGGUGGGCCAGAUGUUGGUGGGGGUGGAGCUGAAAGGGAGCAAGGUUUGCUUCAAAUUCUUACCGAGAUGGAUGGUUUCAAAGUUUCAACUGCACAAGUUUUAGUUAUAGGUGCAACUAAUAGAGAGGAAUUAUUGGAUGAUGCUCUCAAAAGAAAGGGUCGUUUUGAUAAAAUUAUACGUGUUGGCAAGCCGUCAAAGGAUGGAAGGUUGGCAAUACUGCAGGUUCAUGCACGGAACAAGUUUUUUAGGUCUGAAGAAGAGAAAGAGAUCCUCCUUAAGGAAAUAGCAGAACUUACAGUAGAUUUCAGUGGAGCAGAGUUGCAAAAUAUACUGAAUGAAGCUGGAAUUUUGACUCAAAGAAAGGAUAAGGACUAUAUUGAGCGAGAUGAGCUUUUGGAGGCCCUUAAAAGGCAAAAAGGUACUUUUGAGACAGGUCAAGAAGAUCAGACACAGAUUCCCGAGGAUAUGAAGUUGCGGUUGGCUUACAGAGAAGCUGCAGUGGCAGUCCUUGCCUGCUGUUAUCCAAAUCCUAAUCGUCCAUUCAUUGAGACUGAUAUUCGGACUAUACAUAGCCAACCAAAUAUGCGCUAUGCUGAUGCCAGUGGAAGGGUCUUUUCUAAAAAGUCUGAUUUUGUGAACGCAAUUGUGCGUGCCUGUGCGCCUAGGGUCAUUGAAGAGGAGAUAUUUGGCCUAGACAAUUUGUGUUGGAUUUCUGCUACGGCGACUUCUGAAGCGGCAAGGCUUGCCGAGCUGUUGGUUCUGCAAAGUGGAAUGACAGCCUUCGGAAAAGCAUGUUACCGAGUAGAGGCUGAUCUCGUACCAAAUCUUGCACCAAAGCUCGAAGCUCUCAGAGAAGAAUAUGUCCGUUUUGCUGUAGCCAAAUGUUUAUCUGCUAUACGGGAGUACCGAUCUGCUGUGGAGACAAUUACAGAUUUUUUGCUUGAAAAAGAGGAAAUAAAGGCAGAUAAGAUCUGGGAUAUUUUCUCAAAGGCUCCAAAAGUACCUCAGCCACCAGUGCAAGAAGUUGAUGAGUAUGCUGGUCUUGUUCACUCGGGAAGGUGGGGAAUUCAUGGGGCUUCUCUUCCAGGCAGAGCAACUUUUGCUCCUGGUUACGUUGGCUUUGCCACAUUUGGAGCACCUAGACCUAUAGAGACACAAAUUAUCAGUGACGACACUUGGAAACUGGUGGAUGGAAUUUGGGAGAAUAGAAUGCAGGAAAUUAACGAGGGCGUGUCAUAUGAGAUUGAGGAAGCCACAGAACUGCCUCACCUGCUUAUGGCUGACAACUUCCUUUGAUUGUAGUGCGAUUUCUGAGGUGCAGCAUGUCAUUUUUAACGCUUGACAAACAGUCCUGCAGAACUAAAUGAACAUUAUCAAAUCUCAGGUGGAAAGCAAUUUUUUCCCUCCAGCUAGAUGAUUCUCUGAGCUUGGCCUGGAAACGGGAGAUACCAUAAUACAUUAAAGUGCAUCAGAUGUACGGGAAAGACAUGGAGCUUUUCAAGAAAGCAGCAAGACUUCUGAUCUUACAUGCAAAAGCGAGCCAAGGGUGAGUUCAACCGCACAGUGAAGAUGGUCAUGAGAUUGAGCAUCUCCAUGGCAAUGGUGUCUUAAAAGCAGUGUCUGGAGGCGGAUAGUGAGUGCGUGGUGCAAAUUUUUAGUGGGGCUUGCAUCAUGUGUGGAAGAGCUGGUCAAGUACCAGGGAUUUUGUAGGCAGGAAAAUAAAAUUGGGGUUAUAGGGACUGCACGUGAUACGCUUCUAUAUUGUAGAACCAUACAUUCCAAAAGGAUGCAAUUUUGUAACAUAGUUUUGCCGUGUAACUUCCCUGUUCAUGUCUCAACUCCUUAGGUUGGUAGCCUUCCGAACCAUAUGAGCACUGGAAGGAAAACAAAAAAAAUACUGAAGCCGCAGACCUUGUUUGGUUAAGAAGUCUGCGGGAUCGGACCGACUAUUUGACA